Molecule: messenger RNA, 3965 nt
Organism: Branchiostoma floridae (Florida lancelet)
Lineage: Eukaryota; Metazoa; Chordata; Leptocardii; Amphioxiformes; Branchiostomatidae
Exons: 7
Coding region: 96-902 (268 amino acids)
Cellular component (GO): plasma membrane
Source: RefSeq, a predicted model, not a curated record
UUCUACAGGUUCAUAUUUUCGAAAAAAGAAGGCACUCUGGUGGUUCCGCUUAAAGUUUUAAAUUCCCGCCUAAGGCUGUGAAGUUGGCUUCAUUCAUGACGCAAUACACAAGCGUGACAUGGUGCAGUUCCUACGUUGAUCCACAGGUAGUCGGUACUUCCGGGUUCCCUACAGCCGGACCGGAGACGUUUUGCGGUGAGGGACAGGUAUGGGACGCCACGCUAAGGAGCUGCGUCUCCUGCUCUAUCUGUCAGACCUUUCCCGAGACGGCUCACUGCCAGUUCUGUCCGGAGACCGCCACUUCUCGCGAUAGUCUAGCCUCCGAGCUAACGCAAAGGCCAUGCGAAGAGGGCUCGGUCUGGGACUCCUUCCAGAACGGCUGUGUCUCGUGCGGUGUCUGUGAGACCCACCCGGACACACCUAUCUGUACAGCAUGUAGCGAACAGGGAGAUUCGCCUGUAUGUCCAGAAGGGCGGGCCUGGGACCCGUUCUUACAGAACUGCAUGAGCUGUACGAUCUGCGACACGCAUCCUGACAGUUAUAUUUGCCAGGUGUGUCCCACCCCAAGUCCAACAGUACCUACAGGCCGACUCAGUGAUGACCUUGACCAAAAGUACAUCAUCCUAGCGGCCGUUGUAGCCUGUGUCGGUGUCUUCUUUGCUGUACUUCUCAUCGCCUUUCUCAUCGCCAAGUUCUGUGUACCUGACGGGUGCAGACGAUGCCUGCAAUGUUGCACAAAGAAACCUAAAGGGGAUGAGACGAAUAACGGCAAAAGGAUCGCCCAUCCCACAGGCCCGCAGGACGACAGCGGCCUGUCUUCCCUGGUCUCAAGUCGCAGCAACAGCGACACCUGCGUCAUGCAGCCUCUCAACCCGCAAGACAACAAGAAAAAUGUCGUGUAAUCUGGCCACAGAAAUGAAAAUCAAUCAAGGACUAGUGACACUCGGCUUUAUCUACCGAGAAAAACUAUGGAGAAAGAGUUUGUGAACUGAAACGCUUCGGAUUUCUGCGACCUUUGGGUUCAAUGUUAUUGUGUUAGCAAAGCUGUUACGAUAUUCUGUGGGGGUUUAUUUAGUCUCUGAUUUGUUAGUUAGAAUAUUGAAAGUAGUGAUGCGGAAAGAUAAAUUGAUCGAUGUUGCAACAACGGAAACGUAUUAGAGACAUUUAUCAUGCAAUCUUAAGUCGAUUGGACAUUUCCCAAGGUUCAAGGAUGUGCACUUUUGAACUCUGCAAGAAAUGCAGAGUGAACUUUCACAAUACUAGAACAUGCCAUUUGAAAUUAGUAUAUCCCCUGUGCAAUGAGAUCUAUAUACCACUAUGUAUUUUUAUUAAGGCAUCGAUAUGGAUGUAUUAGUUCAUUGGAUUGGAUUUGUGUUCACCAGUGAUGCUUUGUAAUGUAUUACAUUGAGUAUGAAAGCUUUCUUCGAAACCACUUCCUUGGUGUAAAUUAGCUAAGGAAAUGAAUAGUACAGUGUAUAAUUAAAUAAUGUUCAUCAUACUUUGUUUUAACAUGGAACACGUCGUAUGAAUCUAGUCAACAUAAUUACAUUCGAAAGCAUAACAUAUCCCAUAAUCAAAUUGUUUCUGACAGCUCCAAGACUCUUCAUAUACAGGGAACAAAACGCGAUAUGCACGUUUGCCCAAAGAUUAGCAAAGAUGGAUGAAUGCUUUCAAAGGCUUGGACCCUUUACGCUUUCCUCAAUGUUAUACAACGUUACAUACAAGUGUUUUAUAGUUUUAUAGAACAUUCUAAAGUAAUUUAGAGACUUCUGUUUACAACCCUUUGCGGUGCCACUUGCGUCACUUGACGCAAUACACGGAAACAAGCUAAGUUGCUCAAGUUAUGAAUCAUGGUCGCUUUGCGUUUGAGUCACCCAAAUCCCUUUGUCAAAGAUUUUUACGUAUUGGAGAUUUAAAAUGUGUUGGUAACUUAACAUCUCCAAUGUACAGCUUGGUAUUUCGUCAACACUACUUGGAUACUAUGACAAUGACACGUCAUCAGAGAGCGCUUUGCUAUGACAGGUGUUUCCUUUCAAAACAUCACCCACCCACUCACUCUCACUUCUUACAAUGAUAACAACAAAACGCGACUGUACGUCGGUUGUCGUCAUUCACAUAUUGGCCCUCUUUGAGUUUUGUGACUUUUGAAAUAGUUCGCGGAAUAUGCUUACUUUGUUAUCUACUCAUCGAUAUUCACUUUACUGUUAGGAAUUACAGUGGGGGAUAAUUAAAGGGUAGCUAGUCAAUUGCGCUAUGAUGUGUUCUAUUUGGCAACGUCACGAUCAAAACAACAUAGUGAGUCCGUCUCCGUCUCCGUGAGUCAAACUUGUGUGAUCAUUGUGACUAACUUUUUCCAUUCAUUCACUGUUUAUAAACAGGAAGUGGGCGUAAACUUACCGGUUCAAGCUGCUUCCGGGUCCCCCGCCACUAAGCCAUGUCCACAGGACGCGGUGUGGGAUUCUCACCUGGGCAGUUGUGUCAGCUGUUCCGUGUGUGAAACCUACCCAAACACACCUGUGUGUGAGUCCUGUACAUCGGGACGUGAGGAUCCCGAACCGUCGCCACCACAGGUGUCUACUGGAGUUUGUCAGAACGGGUACGCCUGGGACUCCGUCCAGAAGAAGUGCUUCAGUUGUGGUGUUUGCGAUGCGUACCCGGACACACCGUUCUGUGAUCAGUGUGCGGACAAGACCACAACUAGUGGAACAAAGUCACCAUCCUGCCCAGAUGGGACGGCCUGGGACGGUUUCCUGGGCAGGUGUGUGAGCUGCACGGUGUGUGAGACUCAUCCGGACACACCUGUCUGCCGAUUCUGUCCAACUCCAAGGACAGACGCGCCUGAUGGUUCGAGACCUGACCAUAACACCGUCUUGGUCGCUGUCCUGACGACUGCGGCCAUUGUUCUCGUCAUGUGUCUGGCAGUAGCAGUGUGGGUCAGCCGUGGUCCGGGCAGGGGUGUGUGUAGAUUGUGCGGGCAUGGGCAGCAGAGACGACAGUUUCCUGAAGUGGAGCCAGGUAAGACUGUCAAGGGAUACCGGCUGACUCAAGUUGAAGAUGACAGCGGCUGUUCCUCCAUGGGUUCCAGUAACACCAGCAUCGUGCUCCUCACCACGGAUAAAGUGACUGUAGUGUGAAGAUACAUUGUUCAUGCAUUCUUCCACAGUACCAGUAUACUAAGCACGUGUACUUCCUUUAGGUUCAGAGGUUCAGCAAAUUGCGCUGCUAACUCAUGUCUGUGACUUUGAAUGUAUCAGAUCUGAAGCCAAAAAGCUUUGGUGGCAUCAGGUCUUCUAAUUGCUGGUAGCCUCGAUAAAGGCACAAACCAUUACAGUCAUAUGGACUUGGUAACCUGGCCAUGGACAUACGUGUGUCCCAAAAGAAUAUGCAAUGUCUGUAUCCUGUAGGGUAUGAUCUUGUUUUUGAGGUCUGAAACUGUGGUUUUAAUAUGUUGCAAUUUUCCACCUCAUACAGCCCCUAUGUAAAGUCCAUUCUUGCCUGGAGCUGUUUUAACUGAUCCUUACAAAUGUGAUUUUAAGAGGAGGAAGAAACUUAAUCCAUAGUCCACACAAAGUUUAAAUUUGUCAUGUUAUUAAGUACAUGUAUAUAUGGUGAAGCUGCCACCAAUGAGUGAAGUGUGGAUUAGCAUUGUAUAACAUUUUUUUGAACAUAUAGUGUGAUUUUCUUGAACAGUGUGAUUUUGUGUAAUAUUUUCUUGAACAUAGUGUGAUUUUGUAUAACAUUUUCUUUAACAUAGAGUGUGAUGACACAGUCUAUGCAGUAAAAUUGAGUUCUAAAUUAUGAUGCAAUAUCUACUUAUCAAGUUAUUCCUUGCAAUUGUAACUGCUUGGCCAACUAUAAACAUUUAUCAUGAUCAUAAAUUACUGUGCACAUGUAUUUCUUUCCGAGUAAUCACUUACUCAGGCAUAGUAAUUGCCAGAUACAAAACAAUAAAAAUGUACCGGUAC